Coturnix japonica (Japanese quail) is the source of this 461-nucleotide messenger RNA. Lineage: Eukaryota; Metazoa; Chordata; Aves; Galliformes; Phasianidae. The record is from RefSeq and is a predicted model, not a curated record.
CAUCCCAUCAGCCCAAGAUGUCUUGCUACGACCUGUGCCCACCCAAAACCAGCGUGGCCGUGCCCCAGCCCAUCGCUGAGAGCUGCAACGAGCUGUGCGCGCGCCAGUGCCCCGACUCGACGGCCUUCAUCCAGCCACCGCCCGUCGUCGUCACCUUCCCCGGCCCCAUCCUCAGCUCCUUCCCCCAGCAAGCCGUGGUGGGCUCCUCCGGAGCACCCGCCUUUGGGGGCUCCCUGGGGCUGGGGGGCCUCUACGGCGCCGGGGCCACUCAGGGCUCGGGGGGCCUCUGCACCUUUGGCAGACCCUACACUUCUGCCUGCAGCCCCUGCCCCUUGCCCCGCUACAGCAGGAAGCUCUGGGACACCUGCGGGCCCUGCUAAACCCAGACCUUGAUCUCCUCCUCCUUCCUCCUUCUGUACAUUGAUGUGUGAUGCCAACAUUGUCCUGCAAUGUCCUUUCUG